Ipomoea triloba (trilobed morning glory) is the source of this 2680-nucleotide messenger RNA. RefSeq names its product putative late blight resistance protein homolog R1B-8. The transcript is spliced from 3 exons. The record is from RefSeq and is a predicted model, not a curated record. Gene Ontology annotation, biological process: defense response to other organism. Lineage: Eukaryota; Viridiplantae; Streptophyta; Magnoliopsida; Solanales; Convolvulaceae. Bases 2 to 2671 code for a protein of 889 amino acids. Gene Ontology annotation, molecular function: ADP binding.
GAUGGCAUUUGUUGCUUUAACUUCUCUCAUGGAAACAAUUCGGCUAGAGCUCUUACAAUCCGCCCCAAGGGUGUCUCUUGAUGCUGAAAAUCUUUCUUAUUUGCAGGCCUUUCAGAGUCAGUUAUCUCACUUCCAAGCCUUUCUGCAGAAGCCUAGUGGUGGCGGCUCAGCACCAACAAUCAAACAUCUGAAGACCAAAAUCAGAGACUUUGCACUCAAAGCGGAAGACCAAAUCGAAACACAACUACACUCUCUCCUUCUAGCCAAACACCAGGCAGAAAAAGCUUCUCGGGCACUCCAUCAGGCCGUGCAAGAAGCCACACAAAACGCAGUUGAAUUGUCCAACAUUAUCAACACCACUAUAAGCAGUGAAGCUGAUGUGGACGCCAUUAAGACCCUCUCUGGGCUUAAAACUCAACCGGCGGUGGCUUCCGGUUCUGAGAAUGUUCAAUCGUCGGAGGGAUCCUGGUGGCGCUCCCCGGAAAAGGUUUUUAUGAUCGGUCGUGACCGGGAUUGUGACGUGAUAAAGGACAAGCUCUUACGUGGCUCUUCGGAGCUAGGGCUUAUCCCAAUAGUUGGAAUGGUGGGCAUCGGAAAGACUACUUUGGUUAAAAGCAUAUAUACCGACCCAGCACUUCUGUCACAUUUCCAAGUACGAGGAGGCGUUACUAUGCGUCCCGAAUUGGACAAGACACAAAUGCUAAGCGACCUUCUUCGAUCCAUCAAUGUAUUAGAAUCAAAUGAUCAAACCAAAGAGGGAAUCAUCACUACCACUACUGCUGAUCUAGCAAAUCAGCUACGCAAGUGCUUGAACGGCAAGAGGUAUGUGAUUGUGUUGGAUAACUUAUUGAACCAUUUAGCUUGGGAUGAUAUCCACCGAUAUUUUCCUAAUGAUGGGAAUGGAAGUUGCAUAUUGCUAACCACUAGGCACUUUGAUGGUUCCUUUGCUAGAGGCAAUGCCGACUAUAUCCAUUACAUGACUUUGUUAGAUCCAAAAGAAAGUUGGGUACUCUUUUGUCAUACCCUUCCACACAAUAAAAAGAGUAUGAUGUCCACAUUUGAAAACAUUAGAGAGGCUUUUGUGGAAAAAUGUGAGGGGUUAGCACAAUCAAUUGUGACGGUAACCAAACGUCUAUCUGAAUGCGACAACAUAGAACAAGAAUGGAAGAAGAUUGAAAAGGAGUUAGAGUCGUUAGGGAUUUUAGAUCGCAAUGACCUCACUCUCAAUUACAAUCAAUUGCCGCAAUAUUUGACGGUGUGCUUUUUAUAUUUUGGAGUCUUCCCAAAGCGCAGUGAAAUCUUGGUUAAAACCCUUGUUAGGUUAUGGAUUGUGGAGGGUUUUGCGGUGUCAGAAAAUCAAGCUUACAGGUAUUUACAAGAGCUUAUUGAUAGAAGUCUUGUCUUAAUUCAUAGCCGAAGUUCUAAUGGCCAAAUUAAGACAUGUAGGAUGCAUGGUGCCUUGCAUACCUUCUGUGUAGGAGAAUCUCAAAAAGAGGGUAUUUUUUGUGCUGUAAAUACUCGACAGCAUUUAGGGUUGCCAUUAGAUGUGUUUGCAAACUCGAGUCGUUGGUUGAGUUUAUACACACACAGCUUUGACUAUUAUGUGUUAUUCCGUACAAACAAUCUUCGCUCCAUUUUCUUUCAUGAAAAUGCUGAAAUGUUUGUAGAUUCCAAACUGAUAAGAGUUUUGGCUUUUGUUCCUUCUCCGUCCUUUGUUCCAUCUUAUCCAUCCCUCACAAGAAAGAAUUUCGAAGAUUUAGUGUGUUUGCGAUACUUAUCUUUAACACAAUGGGUUGAAGAUCUGGAGCACAUAGUGUCAGCUAAUCCGAAUUUGCAAAUGCUUAUCAUGUCUAAGACAAGAACAAGCAAUAAUAAGCGUUUGUCGUCUGAGAUUUGGAAAUCACCACAACUAAGGCAUGUCGAGGUUAGCUAUUCCCUUUCAGUGGAUCCUCCUAGUGAGGUCAAACAUAGCUUGCACACACUCUAUUGGUUGAGUUUAGAACAUUGUACAAAGGAAGUCUUUUUAAGGAUUCCGAAUGUAAAAAAGUUGGGGAUUAUUUGUGGAUGUGAUGAAUCAAAUCCAAAUGGGGUAGUAUUGGACUCUUAUAACCUUGGUAAUCUUGAUUAUUUGGAUAAGCUUGAGAUGUUAAUGGUUGCAUUCCGGAAAGGCUCAGUGUCAGGCUUCCAAAAUUUGAAUUCUUUGUCACAUUGCCUUAACAUUAAGAAACUGAAAUUGAAGAGAACUUGUUUGGCGUGGAGAGAAUUAAACAUAAUUAGUAUGCUACCAAAUCUUGAAUCUCUCAAGCUGAAAGAAGCCUCCAAUGAUUCGGAUUGGGAACCCACCAAGGGAAAAUUUGAAAAACUAAAAUUCUUGUUCCUCGAAGCUAGAAACCUUGUUCGCUGGGAAAUCGACAGAGAUGAACAAUUUGUUUGUGUUGAACGCCUUGUUCUUAAAAGGUGUACCAGCUUGGAAGCGAUUCCAAUUGGUUUUGCAGAUAUCAUCACGCUGGAGUCAAUUGAGUUACGAAAUUGCUCCCCUUCUGCUAUGUCUUCUGCACAAGAAAUUAAUGUUAUGCGCAAGGAUGAUUAUGGAUACAAAACCGUUGACAUUCCCCUUGUGACCAAACACAUUAAACGCAGUGUUGAAGAUGAUAAUCAUGCUUCUCAUUAAAGAGAUAGG